This is a messenger RNA of Centruroides sculpturatus (bark scorpion), 5311 nucleotides long. Its product is annotated as protein patched homolog 1-like. The record is from RefSeq and is a predicted model, not a curated record. Gene Ontology annotation, cellular component: plasma membrane. Gene Ontology annotation, biological process: smoothened signaling pathway. Gene Ontology annotation, molecular function: hedgehog family protein binding; hedgehog receptor activity; smoothened binding. The transcript has 23 exons. The coding region runs from base 507 to 4283 and encodes 1258 amino acids. NCBI's taxonomy places the organism in Eukaryota, Metazoa, Arthropoda, Arachnida, Scorpiones, Buthidae.
GUUUUAUAUCGGUUGUUUGUUUGUAUGGAGAAAAAUUUCCUGUUUUUGAAACCAACGUACACGUUUAGCCCAGAUUUCCUUACGAUGUGUGUGGUCUUCUGCCACGAAAGACCGUUGCCUAGCAACUAAUGUUAGGUUUUUGCCUUCCCCCUGUAGCUGUUAAGAACAUCUAUCCAAUAGGGACGUAGUACUGCCUGUCAUUAAUCAACAUCAGGACUCGGAUUGGGAGGAGUUAAAAGUUGGAAGAGAGCCAGAGAAGCAUUUUGGUCAAUGCACAGGAUGGUGGUGGAUGAUCUGUUACUCAUUCGGUUGCUUACCGUACCAAUUAUGUGAUUUAAAAAAAUUUUUUUUAAUCAUACUUUUAUGUAAUCUGCAGUGAUAAUUAUAACUAUUUUAAUAUAAGAAAAAAAAGAAAAAUACAUACACACACAAAAAUAUGGUAGACUGGUUAAGGAUUUAAAACGGGCCAGUUACCGCUGGAUGUCCAAAAUGGCCUCUGUGUCAAAAUGAUUCAAAUGAAAACAUUGGUACCAUUACAGAAGACAACGGAAUAUUGCAAAUCUACAAUAGACAACGACCUGCUGACCAGGACCAGUUGGGCAGAUGCGAAAACUGCUUUGUCGCAAAUCAAUAAGGAUAAAGCAUCGGGUAAUAAAGCGGCAUUAUGGCUAAGGAGCAAAAUUCAAAUGCAAUUGUUUCAACUGGGAUGUUUCAUACAAAGGAAUGCCGGAAAAGUACUUUUUGUAGGAAUUCUCAUUCUUUCAUCUUUUUGUGUCGGUUUAAAAACUGCUUCGAUGGAAACCAACGUAGAAAGGUUGUGGGUAGAGGAAGGUGGAAGAUUGGAGAAAGAACAGAGGUAUAUCCGCACUACUUUAGGAGAAGGUGCAGGUAGCACUAAUCAAUUACUGGUUCAAACACCAAGAAUUAAAGGAGGGAAUGUUUUAAAUUCUGAAACAUUAUUGCUUCAUCUGGAAGCUGCUCUAGAAGCCACACGUGUUACAGUUGAUCUUUUUGAUUCAACUUGGAGCUUGAAGGAUCUCUGCUACUCUCCCACUAUUCCAGACUUUGAUACUCCUUAUUUAAAUUCGCUCUUUGAAAAACUAUUUCCUUGCGCACUUAUCACACCUCUGGAUUGUUUCUGGGAAGGUUCCAAGCUGCUAGGUCCCGAUAUACCGUUAAAUAUACCAGGAUUUGGCCAAGUUGUUCAAUGGACCAGUCUCAAUCCCCAGUGGCUCUCACAAACUAUGAAAAAUUUUGGAAGUUAUGUCUCCUCCUUUCCUUUUCACACCUUAGAAGAUUUUAUGAAGAGAGCAGGAAUUACAACAGCUUAUCAGGAAAAACCUUGUUUAAAUCCUAAUGAUGUUCAAUGUCCUGAAACUGCUCCAAACAAAAAAACCAAACAGGCACCAAAUAUCGGAGCUGAGUUAACAGGUGGAUGCUACGGAUUUGCUACUAGAUACAUGCACUGGCCAGAAGAUAUGAUUAUUGGGGGAGUAAUAAAAAAUAAAACUGGGCAUAUUAUAAAAGGAGAAGCUUUACAAACAAUAAUUCAGUUAAUGGGUGAAAGAGAAAUGUUUGAAUAUUGGAAAAGUACUUAUAAAACUCAUAACUUAGAUUGGUCUUUAGAAAAAGCAAAAAUGAUAUUAGAAAAAUGGCAAAGAAAGUUUUCUAAGACAAUGGAAAAAUUCAGUCAAAAUCAAAAUAUAACCAAAUCGUACAUCAUUUGUUCAUUUUCUACAGUUUCUCUUACUGAUAUAUUAAAAGGCUUUUCUGAAAUAAGUGUGACAAGAGUAGCUGUGGGAUAUUUAUUAAUGUUAGUUUAUGCAUAUCUUUCUCUACUUCACUGGUCAGAACCACUUACAUCACAGAGUGGAGUUGGAAUUGCAGGUGUCAUUCUUAUUGUUAUAUCUAUAGCUUCUGGAUUAGGAUUUUGUGCCUUAAUUGGAAUAGUUUUUAACGCAUCAACUACUCAGAUUGUUCCUUUCUUUGCUCUUGGUUUAGGAAUGAAUGAUAUGUUUCUUUUGGCUCAUACUUAUACAGAAAAUGCUAGUUCAAAUAUUCCUAUUGAGAAUCAAACUGGAGAAUGUCUGAAAAGAAGUGGAAUUAGUGUAAUGUUGACAUCAAUAAUCAACAUGUGUGCAUUUUUUAUUGCAGCUAUAGUUCCAAUACCAGCUCUUAGAUCAUUUGUUCUUCAAACAGCUAUAUUAGUUUUAUUUAAUUUAGCAAUUAUGUUAGUAGUGUUUCCAGCAAUUCUUAGCUUAGAUCUAAGAAGAAGGAAUGCAAAAAGAGUUGAUAUAUUAUGCUGUUUUAGUGUGGAACAAUUAAGUUGUUUCAGAACUAAAACUACUGUAAAAAAUUUAAAUAACACACCUACCUCAGUAUGUAAUACUGUUCCUGGUUCUCCUAAACGUCAAGCAGUUACGCAUGCUUUACCUCCUGAUUGUAGCCAUGUUGUGACUGUAUUAGCUCCUCCUCAUAGAACUGAGUGUUGGACAGAAAAAAAUAAUUCAGGAUUGACACCUAGUAUAUGGGGUGUGGUACAAAUUGAUGAUGGCUUGGAUCUAACAGAUAUUGUACCAUUUCAUACGAAUGAAUAUCAGUUUUUAAGUAUACAAAAGAAAUAUUUUGGAUUUUUUAAUAUGUUUGCUGUCACUCAAGGAAAUUUUGAAUAUCCAACAAACCAAAAAUUACUAUAUGAAUAUCAUGAAACAUUUACAAGAAUUGACAACAUCAUUAAAAAUGAUGAUGGAGGAUUACCAGAAUUUUGGUUACUAUACUUCAGAGACUGGUUAAAAUCCUUACAAACAGCAUUUGAUCAAGAUUGGAAGAAUGGAUGUAUAACUCAAGAAAGGUGGUAUAAAAAUGCAUCAGAUGAAGGAAUUUUAGCAUAUAAAUUAUUAGUACAAACUGGUCGAGUUGAUAACCCAAUUGACAAAUCAUUAGUGAUGGCAGUGAAAUUAGUCGAUGAAAAUGGAAUCAUAAAUCCAAAAGCUUUUUACAACUAUCUUACUGCUUGGGUUUCAAAUGAUGCCUUAGCAUAUUCUGCUUCUCAAGCAAAUCUUAGACCAGAACCAAGACAAUGGAUACAUGACAGACAGGAUGUUGAAUUAAAAAUUCCUAAAUCACAACCAUUGAUUUAUACUCAAAUGCCUUUUUAUUUGAAUAAGAUGGCAUCUACUCGUGAUAUCACUACAACUAUAGAGGAAAUAAGAAAGAUAUGUCAUAAAUUUCAGGAUAAAGGCCUUCCUAAUUUUCCUACUGGUAUUCCAUUUAUUUAUUGGGAACAGUAUAUUGGACUGCGUUUCUAUUUACUAUUAGCUUUGCUCUGUGUAUUAAUGACAGUAUUUCUUGUGCUCUCUAUCAUCCUUUUCAAUCCUUGGGCAGCUAGCAUUGUUGUAUUUGUAAUAUCUGUGAUGGAUAUAGAACUAUUUGGUCUUAUGGGAAUCUUAGGAAUUAAAUUCAGUGCGGUACCUGCUGUUAUUCUUGUAGUUGCAAUAGGAAUUGGAGUAGAAUUUACAGUUCACAUACUCAUUGGUUUUCUAACAAGUAUUGGAGAUAGAAAUCAAAGAAUAGGAAAAUCAUUAGAAUAUAUGUUCUGUCCAGUAGUUCAUGGCACGUUGUCAUCAGUUUUGGGUGUGAUGAUGCUAGCAUUUUCAGAAUUUGAUUUUAUUGUCAGGUAUUUUUUCUAUGUACUGCUUGCACUUAUGAUUCUUGGUGCACUGAAUGGCUUAUUAUUUUUUCCAAUUCUACUUUCAAUUCUGGGGCCUCCUGGUGAGAUUAUACCUCAUGAUGAUCCAAAUCGUAUCUCGACGCCAACUCCUGAACCUUCACCACUUUGUGAACGUAUUCAGCGAAGUCGGCCAUUUAAAAGACGAAUUUAUCCUCGCAUUAAUUCUGAAAUUUCUUUAUCAACAAUUUCAGAAGAGCAAGGUUCGUGCCAUUCCUCCCAUGAAAUUAUUGUUGAACCAGAAGUAGUAGUUGAAACAACAACUGUAACUAAUACACAGGGUACUGUUUGUAGUACAACUUCAUCUAAGUAUACUCCAAAUCAAGAGAGAUCACAAUCACAGAGUUCAUCUUCAGACUUUGAAAGCAGCUCAUGUUCAUCACCAUCAUCAACUAUAUCUGAUUGUCCUUCAGUAAAAACUCAAACAUCAAUUACAACACGAGUAAAAGCUACAGCCAAAGUCAAAGUAGAAGUUCAUACACCACUUCCAGGUUCAGCCGAGAGAGAAGGUAGUUUCAGACACAAGAGGCAUAGGAGAAGUAGUUAUUCUGAGUGACCAAAUUAAAACUGUCUACAAGUCAUGAACUUUUUUAAGUCAUAAAUAGAAAUUAUAUAUCUCAGAUUCAGACAAUAAUAUCAAUUACAUUAUUCCCUUAUGAAAUAUUUGAGACUUGCUCAAGCAAUAACUUCAAGCAUGUUACAAAAUAUUAUUUUGAUAGAUAAUUAUUAUUUUUAUUUAUUUGUGUAAGAGUGAGUGAAAAUAUGUGUGAAUGAUGUGAAAACAGACAUGAAAACAGUAAUUAUUAUCAUAUUUUUCUGAAAUCUGUAAGAAAUUAUUCAUUCAGGGAUACAUUGAAAUUCAUAUCAAUGCUUCAUGUGAUCCAGUACAAAGUUCAUCCAUAAGUUUAUGAUUUUAAAUACGUGUCAAAUGUUUUAAGCUCAUAAAGUGCAAAUUUUAAUAUGUGAAUAACUUUAUUUAUUUUUUUGUAAAAUAUUGUAAUUGUUGUAUUCUUUCAUUAAUACUUAUAAUAAUAAUAAUAAUAUCAAUAAUAAUAAAAGAUAAUAAUCUGACAUAACAUGAGAAAUUAUUGCAGUGUUUAUUUAAUAAUAAAAAUAUUUUAAAAUAAUAGUCUAAUAUAUUUUUAAAAACUUUUUAUUAAGUCAAGCAGGCCAAUUUAUUUUGUACAAAACACUUAUACUACACAGAGACUGUUUAAUUUUGUUCUCAUUCUGAAGGUAAAUAAUAUGUUCAACCACCCACUCUGUGAUGCUUCAAUAUUGCAGUUUGAUAAAUUCACAUUGCAUUCCAUAAACUAGUUUUUAAGUGAUCCCACAAUCAAAAUUAAUAUGAAUUAAAGAUUCAGAUGGCCAGGUCAUGGUAAAAGAACUAUUAUACCCAUAUUUGCAUUGGGACUGUUAAAUAUCUAUAAAUAAUAAUCUUGAAUAUGUAUACUUUAUUUACAAGCAUCUCUUCUUUAAAAAAAUAACCUUAGUCAAACUUGCCAUACUAAAACUAUUGAACUAUGAAAUAAUAAUUGUUAUUUCAUUUAAUUAUAAAUAAUAACCAUAGUAAAACAAUGAUGA